Opisthorchis viverrini is the source of this 693-nucleotide messenger RNA. RefSeq lists its product as hypothetical. Bases 1 to 693 code for a protein of 230 amino acids. The record is from RefSeq and is a predicted model, not a curated record. NCBI's taxonomy places the organism in Eukaryota, Metazoa, Platyhelminthes, Trematoda, Opisthorchiida, Opisthorchiidae. Gene Ontology annotation, molecular function: Hsp90 protein binding; Hsp70 protein binding. The transcript is spliced from 2 exons.
AUGCCACGCCGCUACCCAUUAUUAGGAAGAGAAGAUCCACAGUCCAUCAAGGCAACCCGGCCCUUCACUGCGAAAUCCGAACAAGAAAUAUGGGAUUUAGGCGAUCCAACGAACAAAAGGGAAAGUAAACCGAUGAAAAUCAGUCAGUUCCAACGAGAUAUGAAUUCAUCCAAAUUUCCAUUUUUACCGGAUCAUUCUGCACCAAAUAUGGCUCCGCGGUUGGCAUGGAUGACUGAAAUUCAGAAUUUGGAUUUUGCUCUCCUGUUACCAGAUCUCAUCGAAGGAUUGACUGACAAAGAAAAGUCCUAUGCAACAACUGCGAUGUUAGCAAUCACCGACGUCUUUAAGCAUGGCCCCGUGGAAAAAGUGAUUGAUGCUCUUCCCACUUUGACAAUUGCCGUUAACAGACGCGUAAUCGAAGCUUUACGAAGAAUGUGUGUAAUUCAUCCCGGUGUGGGGCCCGACUUAGCCUUUUAUAUGCGGGAAUUACUGGUCCCUUUGCGAUACUAUUUCGAAAAGAGCAAAAACCAAAAAGAUCAGAUCGUCUAUAACGAAAAGUUACAUCCGGACAUCUACGAUCCUAUCGAUGAAUUGGUGAAGCUGUUCCUACAAAUUGCUGGCCCAGAACUUGAUACAGCCGAACGUAACAUAAAAAAGGCCAUCCCAACCUACGAACUUUCACAUGACCUUUAA